GCGACCUUGGCCAGCGGAGCCCGCGGUGGCCAUAGGGCGGAGGCCGAGUCCAGCCAGGAGUCUUGGCCGAGCGGGAGGGGGGAGCAUCUGGCGCUCAGGUCCCAGCGGCGGCCAGGGGUCUGGAGCGGCUGGCGAAGCGCCGCGGGAGCUGAGACUUGCUGACCCGUCCGGAGGGCGGACCCCGGCAUCCCGGAGCCCCGGCAGGAGUAGGGCGGGGAGCGAAGCCACGCGUCUUCUCAGGCGUCCAGCUGCACACGCUCCAGGCUGCGGUUCCAGGUACCCUAAGCUCUAUCUAGCAUCGGGCGCGGAUAACUGGAGGCGCAGCGCCGAACCCUCCGCGCCCAGGUCACCUCUCCAGACCUAGCCCUGCAGAGACCUGGGCUUCGGGGCGCAGGGACCGGACUCCGGGUCAGACUGCGAGCCCCACCCAGAAAAGAGGGCGCCGCCGAGAGCUAGGAGGCGGCGCCGCGCUCCGGAGGUCGUGUUGUGGGCGCCGUCCUAGUGGCGGGGUGCGCACGGCGGAGGGGACAUGCGGUCGGAGAAAUCCCUUACGCUGGCGGCGCCGGGGGAGGUCCGUGGGCCGGAGGGGGAGCAACAGGAUGCGGGAGACUUCCCGGAGGCCGCCGCCGGCGGCGGCGGUGGCGGCGGCGGCUGCUGUAGCAGCGAGAGGCUGGUGAUCAACAUCUCCGGGCUGCGCUUCGAGACGCAGCUGCGCACCCUUUCGCUGUUCCCGGACACGCUCCUGGGGGACCCCGGCCGCCGCGUCCGCUUCUUCGACCCGCUGAGAAACGAGUACUUCUUCGACCGCAACCGGCCCAGCUUCGACGCCAUCCUCUACUACUACCAGUCCGGGGGCCGGCUGCGGAGGCCGGUCAACGUGCCGCUGGACAUCUUUCUGGAGGAGAUCCGCUUCUACCAGCUGGGGGACGAGGCCCUGGCGGCCUUCCGCGAGGACGAGGGCUGCCUGCCCGAAGGCGGCGUCGACGAGAAGCCGCUGCCCUCCCAGCCCUUCCAGCGCCAGGUGUGGCUGCUCUUCGAGUACCCCGAGAGCUCGGGGCCCGCCCGGGGCAUCGCCAUCGUCUCGGUCCUGGUCAUCCUCAUCUCCAUCGUCAUCUUUUGCCUGGAGACGCUGCCCCAGUUCCGUGCAGAUGGUCGAGGUGGAAGCAAUGGAGGUGGUGUGGGUAGAGGCUCCCCCGUGUCCAGGGGCAGUCAGGAGGAAGAGGAGGAGGAAGACGAUUCCUACACAUUCCACCCAGGCAUCACCCCCGGCGGCAUGGUGGCAGGGGGCUCAUCCCCGCUAAGCACUUUCGGGGGUUCCUUCUUCACGGACCCCUUCUUUCUGGUGGAGACGCUGUGCAUUGUCUGGUUCACUUUCGAGCUGCUGGUGCGCUUCUCCGCCUGCCCCAGCAAGCCAGCCUUCUUCCGCAACAUCAUGAACAUCAUCGACUUGGUGGCCAUCUUCCCCUACUUCAUCACCCUGGGCACCGAGCUGGUGCAGCAGCAGGAGCAGCAGUCAGCCAGUGGAGGGGGGGGCCAGAACGGGCAGCAGGCCAUGUCGCUGGCCAUCCUCCGAGUGAUCCGCCUGGUCCGCGUGUUCCGCAUCUUCAAGCUCUCCCGCCACUCCAAGGGGCUGCAGAUCCUGGGCAAGACCCUGCAGGCCUCCAUGCGGGAGCUGGGCCUGCUCAUCUUCUUCCUCUUCAUCGGCGUCAUCCUCUUCUCCAGCGCCGUCUACUUCGCCGAGGCGGACGAUGUCGAUUCGCUCUUUCCCAGCAUCCCGGAUGCCUUCUGGUGGGCCGUGGUUACCAUGACCACCGUGGGCUAUGGGGACAUGUACCCCAUGACAGUGGGGGGCAAGAUCGUGGGCUCGCUGUGUGCCAUCGCCGGGGUCCUCACCAUCGCCCUGCCUGUGCCCGUCAUUGUCUCCAACUUCAACUACUUCUACCACCGGGAGACGGAGCAAGAGGAGCAGGGCCAGUAUACCCACGUCACUUGUGGGCAGCCCACCCCGGACCUGAAGGCAGCUGACAAUGGACUUGGCAAACCUGAAUUCCCUGAGGCCACCCGGGAGCGGAGACCCAGCUACCUUCCCACUCCGCAUCGGGGGUACGCGGAGAAGAGGAUGCUCACCGAGGUUUGACUGAUGCCUGCACGGAAGACACGGAGCAAACAGUCCCUUCGGGUUUCCUUCUCACUCUCCACUGCUCACCCCUCAAGCUCCAGGUGACUUCCCAACUCCCUCCCCGACACCCGGUGGUUGGUGCCAGGACCACACGCCUGGACCGUCAGCCUUGUUACUUGAUCCCUGCAGCAUCCAAGGUUUAUCCAUCUAAGUGACAUUUUUGAAAUUCUAACGGUGCCAUCCAUUUGUGCCCAUCUUCUGUCACAUGGAUGAGAUUUCCAUCUGACCUUCCUUCAAGACUCUGACUUUUCAUGUCUGGGACUUAGAAGAUCUCUAGGAAGAGUGAUGUUGACAGCACAGAAACCAGGCAUACCUGGGCCCCAUUUCUCCUGCAUCCUUGGCUUUGGGGCAUGCACCUGUCUUAGUUUGCGGCCACAUGGUAACUAGCAGAAGCUGGUGGACCAAAACAUGGCUCAUCCAGUUGUUUUCCUCCAGUGCCCUGUUCAUAGACUGGCCCUCUUGCAGAGGACCCUUGGGAGAGCCUUCAGCUGCACAGCCUCAAAAGCUGUGAUUCAUCCCUAAUCUUGAAUGGAAUUAGAGAAACUACAGUUACCCUUGGCCAUUUGGAGAUUGUGAGAGUCAGUCCUGGAUCAAAGGGGCCAAUGGAUUUUUCCAGAUGUGACUUGGCACAGUAGACACCAGUCUUUGGUCCUGUCAUUCUGAUCUCCUGACUCUCUCUGGCUUCCAGGAAGGCUCCUUCUCAGAGCCAAAUACUCUUUUGGUGCAAGUGCCUUCCUGCACAGAGAAAGUGGCAAAGGGGAACCACAGAGCCGGGAGAAAACAGCUGAAUGGAAUCGAGCACCUGGCUCGACUGCUUAUCAGAAGAGAGGUGCCUCUCAGACGAUGCCGUGUCAGAAGGGCAGAGGAGCUAGCUGCUGAUAGCGUAUUUAUCUCUCACACAUCCCCCAACCCUCUCUAGCCACCGCCCCCCCCUUCCUGGAAAUUUGACUUAGGAUUGCAGUUGAAGGCUUUCUAUAGAGACUCCACCUUACACCUGCAGACAGGUCAUUGGAUGCUAGCGUGGGUUCCCCCGCUCCCAUUUCCUGGGAGAUGCGAGAGGUGGUUUAGAAUAAGGAAGAAGCCUUAGUCCUUUGCUGACAGCUUCACGGUUAGAGGUUUUUUUUUUUUGGCUGAGUUAAGCAAACAGUUGUGCGGCUCAGGCCCUGGGGCUGCAGCCUAUGGCUCUAACUGGUAAGGAGCCGGGGUGGUGGGAGUUACCACCUGGACCAAGCCAUCUCCUUGUGUCAUGAACCCCUCCUUCCCACUCGCCCAUGUCCCCUCAUCUCUGUCCUCAUCACACUGUCAUUCAUGUGUUGCCUUGAUAAACUGUGAUGUACUGUUCUGAGCUCUCCCGGGUGCAGUUCGGUAACUGAAAGGACCAUUAACCUGUUUUUUCUUUCUUUUUUUAAAUUUUGUAAUCUAGGCUUGAAGACUCUUUGAUGAGGGUUUUUUUAAACAGUCUUUUCUCUAAGAGCCGCUGAUGAGGGAUGGCCUCUUGAGGGUUUUCCUGAGUGACACUGUGGCACCCGCGGGUGCCUGAUCUCUGUCUGCAUUUUACCACACUUUACAGGGUAGCUAGGGUGCCGCAGUUCCUCUCUGUGCCUCAGUUUUCCCCAUCCAUUCAAUGGGAACAUUCACGUCUGACCCCACCCCUGCCUCAUGCCCCCUGGGGCAGGUCCCGGGAACGCCUCAGGGAGCCUAGGGGUGAUGCUAUGCAAAUGUGUGACUUUUCCUAAUGACUUCUGGUUCAAGACCCUGUUUCCCCAGCUCCCCGGGGCAAGGCCUCCCCCCUAGACUUCCUGCCUCAGAUCCAAAGCCCACCAACCAGCCAUUCUGGGCCACGUUAGCCCUGUCACUCCCUCCCUGGCCUCUGGAACUGCUCGUCAGUCUUGCUUCUUACCCUUCGGCAAAGAGGAGGCUGUUUGGAUGGAUUCAGUGGGAUCCUUCCAGGGCCAGACAGCAUCUCGGUUGGGAGCGUGGCGUCUCCAAACCUGAAAUGCCGUAGGAGAUGUUCAUGAUUCAGACACCUGCUCUGAGGUCCUAAAAUGCCAGUUUCCCCAUCUCUUCAGUUACCCCUGGCUGUUCAGGGCGAGGAGAAGGGCCCACCCAGAGGCAAAAGGGGGUGCUCCCAGCGAGGGUAAAUGUUGGAGCGAGUAUGCUUGUGUCUCUGUGUGUACGUGUGCUCGCCCUCAUCACCGUUUCCUUUUCAAGUCAGAGUCUGCCCGAAAGUCAAGGGUUUCUGGAGAGCUGGGCUCUCCAGGGACUCUGGUUGCCAUAGCAACCUUCCAGACUGUUCUCUCUAUCUUCUGCUUUGGGCAGUAAGGAAGAGCAUGCGUCUACCUAUUCCCAGCUUCUGAAUCGGGGACACCUCUCCCAUAUUGGUUUAGGGGACGGUGGCGCCAGGACGGGGAUGCAUGCCCUUUGGAACAUGGAGGGGGGAGAAGCAGGUCCCCAAAACUUCCCAUCUGGACCUUUCUUCCUGGUUUCCCCACCUGGUCCUUGCAGCUGCCUCGUCUCACCACCGAGUCUUCAGAAACUUGAAUACUAAGCAACUGCCAGUUAAACCCCUGUUGAUAUGAUCUGUUUGGAAAUGGCCUCGGAGGGAACGGGCUUCUGGAGGGAAGCGGGGUCUCGCCAAGGGUCACACUAGUUUUAGUCCACAACAGCCCCAUGGAGCGCUCGCGUCCUCAGAGAGAGGCUCCUGCCAGCUCCUCUCCUUUCAAGGAACAGUCUAGCACCUGGGAGGAAUCCCAGAGGUGAUUCUCCUUAAGACGUCCAAGGAAAACGGACAGGCUGACCUGACCUAGUUUCUCUGGAAGAUUUUGCCCAUCGCUCUCCUUCUGCCUCUGAGCCGUUUGGUGUGGAUCUUGCUCCCUGAGCACCAAGGGGAGCUGUGCCCAGUGCCGCCGUGACAGCUGGGGUGGUGACUUCACAGCUGCCAGCAGAGGAACUCAGGCCAUCGUUACACCUGGCUCAGGCCCCACAGGAGCUCCCCGAGGUCUUCCUGGAUCCGGCAGGCUGAGCUGAGAUGCGGGAUGUGCCUCCUGCCUGAUCGGCCCCAGGAGAGGAGGGGACAGCUGGCCGCCUUUGCACCUGAGGGGAGAAGGGAAGAGGCUGGAGCAGAGGUCCAAGCCUGGAGACCUACACUUGCCUUUCUGAUAGUGGCUGGACAAGGAGAGCCUGGACCCUUAACUUCCACGGAUGAGACCUGCUCCUUGGGCCAACUGGCCUGCCCCCUCUCCAGUGGUCUCCCACGUGCCAGGACCAGGCUGGAAAAAGCUGGGACAGGACCCACUGGCCUUCAAAGUUGGGGUCCAGGAUGUUGGGGUGAGGCUGGGGGCAGAGAGGUGGAAGCUGAUGGUGCGGAUAAAAGAUACCAGGGGUCAAAGGAUGCGGGCCAGUGCAUGGCCAUCCUGCAGGCCCAUCCAGGAAAAGGAUGGCUGUGAAGUGCGAACAAAUAAAUUCAUGAGGAGUCUUGGA
Phacochoerus africanus (Common warthog) is the source of this 5659-nucleotide messenger RNA. RefSeq names its product potassium voltage-gated channel subfamily A member 6 (gene KCNA6). Gene Ontology annotation, biological process: protein homooligomerization; potassium ion transmembrane transport. The transcript has 2 exons. Bases 530 to 2137 code for a protein of 535 amino acids. Lineage: Eukaryota; Metazoa; Chordata; Mammalia; Artiodactyla; Suidae. Gene Ontology annotation, cellular component: membrane; voltage-gated potassium channel complex. Gene Ontology annotation, molecular function: protein binding; delayed rectifier potassium channel activity. The record is from RefSeq and is a predicted model, not a curated record.